Messenger RNA from Eremothecium cymbalariae DBVPG#7215, 1800 nucleotides. It is a transcript of the gene TFC8, whose product is annotated as transcription factor TFIIIC subunit TFC8. Bases 1 to 1800 code for a protein of 599 amino acids. Gene Ontology annotation, molecular function: protein binding. Lineage: Eukaryota; Fungi; Ascomycota; Saccharomycetes; Saccharomycetales; Saccharomycetaceae. The record is from RefSeq and is a predicted model, not a curated record. The transcript has a single exon.
AUGCGUCGCGCGAAAUUCAUAACAAACUUCAGAACCCUGGAUAAACAUCAGUUCCAGCAUCUUCAAAACAGGAUGAAAAACUUGAGGGAUCUUGUGAUCCCAAGGAAGGAACUUAGGUGCUGGGAGGAUAGCCUAGCAUGGGCUAGAGAUGGUACUUUGUAUAUUACUACGAUUCCUGAGGUUACUAUAUGUCAGUCGUUAUUUAAGAGACAGGUAAACAUGCAAGCUAAAAGCUUAUUUCAUGUUAAGGAAUAUCCUAUGAAGGUUGAAAAUAAAUUUGAAUUUCUAUCGACAGAUCGGAAUGUGUUAAUCAAUUCACAGCCUGAGCCAGGUGUUGUAAGCUGUAUUCCUUCUCCCACGAACGGUUAUAUAUUGGUGCUAACCAAUAAUGCUAAUGUAAUUCUAUUUGAAGGUCAGACAUGUAUUAGCCAAAUAGAUGAGGAGAUGAGGGGCUUCAAUGAGCGAUCAUACCGAUCUAUGUGCUGGGGUCCUGACGGUAAGCGUCUUGCUAUUGGAAAUGAGAAUUCUGAGUUGAUUAUAUUUACUAUUGAUGGAAUUGAUACAUCAUCACCGAAGGUGGUACACGAGCGCACUAUCCAGUUAACGGAUAAUCAAGAUGAAUGGGUUAUUGGUAUUUGUUGGGAUAGAUAUACUAUUGUGGCUUAUACUACUACAAGUUCUAUCUUUACAAUAUCAACUACCAAUUAUAAGCCCCAAAUGAUUUUGAAUGAAUCUGUGCAUCAUAUAUCAGAUGUACGCAUUAUGGAAAAUAAUGUCUUAGUAACCCGUGUGGGAAGUUUUCACAGAAUUGACAUUUCUUCAGGCAGAUGUGAUAACCUUGCUUUAGGUCCUUAUGGUGAUUUUUAUAUUGUUCCAAUACCUAACCAAAAAACCAUAGUCCUGUUAUCCAACAAAACUAGUUGUAAAGUUCAGCUUCAAGGUGCACUAAAGCUAGAAAACGAUGAUAUUAUCUCACCAUUUGUUGAAGCUAAACUCAAAAGGUGGAACACAGUGUUUAAUGAGUUUAAAAAAUAUGAGACAGCAUUCAGCAUUUAUGGUAUAUCUACCUCUCCAGAUGGCUAUUCGUUAGCUAUCCUCUAUGAUAUUGAAAGGGUGAGUUUUAAGUACCGGAUUCUUUCUGAACUGCAAUACCGAAUUAUGUUCAUACCAUUAGCAGAUGUAUGGAGAAUAACUUCUGCUUCAUCAGGUUUGGCAUGGUAUCAAAACUAUCAUAUCUACAAUUCUGAAGUUCCAGAAAACAUAGAAGAAACAGGAGAUAUUCUCUUUGACAACAGUUUAGAUUUUAUAUCCUUUUUACAGCAGCUCCGCUCUUCCAAAGAGGUAAAUUGUUUAAGAUUUAAGAAUCUAAUUACGGAAACGCCGUCUGAUGAAUGGUAUAAAUCAAUUUUAUUUUCCUACGCUGUCAAAAAUUUGGAUCGUAUAGUAAAUCCGCUAGAUAAAGCUUGCGUUGUAUCCUUGGCAAAAAUUCUAAAGCAAGAUAUUGGUAUUUCAGAUUCUAAGGUCGAGAUGAAAGGAGAAUUCAUCUCGGAGAAUUUCGAUUUCCACAAAAAUAACCACCCAGAAACUGUUCAAUCUGAGGAUGGAAAUGUCUGGAGAAGAUGUGCUAUUACAUACCUUCCUUUAUUGACUACAAAGGUAAAAUUCUGUCCUGUAAGUGGCCAACGUAUUAUAGAUAUUCACAGAGACCCGUUUAAUGAUUAUGGUUGGUUUACAAAAACACUACUGGAGGUGUUUAAUGAUGAAAGUAUUUACACAGGCACCAAAAUGGUAACAAUAUAG